ACACAUGAUCUGACUAUGGAAUCCGGUGAUUAAUAAAUUGUAGCUAUAGUACUAGCUUGGCAGGAAAUGUAUAUUUAUUUUUGUAAUGACGUAUUUUUACGUACGAUGGGGAGAAAAAUCAGCAUACUCGCAGGAAGUUGUAUUUGGUCUCUGGUCAAAUAUUAAACGAUUUCUCAUUAUUGUAAACCAUUUAAUAUAGUGUGAUUAAUAAACUUACAAAAUACAAACAUGUAUAUUUGACCAAUAAAAGGUCAUAAAUGGAGCUUCCGAAAUGAAUUGUUCCGAUUCCGAAUGCUCCAUAAUAAUUAAGACUUCAAAGUUUAAAGCCAUUCAAAGAAGAGAACCACUUAGGUAAUUAAUUGAGAAUAACUCCAGGUCAAUUUCCACAUCAGCAAAUCAAUACACGUGGACCAAUGGUAUUCAAAAGUGCACGGAACAGUAAAAGUGAGGAUCCACGCGGUAUUUAUCUCAUAAAUAAUAUUCCAUGAAAUGGAAUAAUUAUUUUUUAUCCAAAUCCCCGAAUUAACUCUUUUUUUUUCUGACAGUAAACCAAUAGGUUUCGUGUAGUGAGAGAGGAUGCUUACUCCACGUGUCCUUGAUACAAAAACUUAUUGGGGUAAAGAAGUUAGAAAAGCGACCGGCUUCAGCGGGUAAAACAAUAUCCUUAGAACCGCCCACAGCCGGUUGUGUGGUAAAUAUUUUCUUCAUCUUUUCGUUGCGGAAAAAAUAAUAAAUGGGGUUUAAGGCUUUUUGUUUCCGGUUUUUGGUUUCUUCUGAAAGGGUUUAAUGUCUUUGUUCGUUGGUGUGAGAAGGUGACGAGUUAUAAAAGAAAAAAACAAAAAACAAAAAAACAGAGGAUUCAUCCCGAAAGUCUUCGAAUUUCUUGGUAAAUUUUUCAUUUGUUCUUGAAUCAGACUCGUGAUUUUUUUACUGGGUAACUUCGGGGGCUUUUCAGUUUGCGUGAUUAGUAAUCAACUGGAGCAGAGAUUGUGUGAUCCAGGCUCUAGCUGCCUGAUUUGCUUCGUGUUUGGUGUAUGCAUCAACGAGAGAUGGUGGUCAAUAGUGACUUUGAUUUCUCCAGUUUUCCCAAGGCUCCUCGUUCAAUCAGGAGGAAGGUACCAUCAAGUCAGAGGAGAGAUGAUGUUGACUGUGGGAUGAUGAGAGCAAUUGAUUUGCUCGCUUCUGUUGCUGAGAAGUUGCGGGAAGAAGGCGAAACCUCCUCAAACUCUACCAAUGCAUUCGAAGAAGGGUAUUAUAAUCAGAAUCAUUUGGCUGGAAAGAUCAAGCAAGAACAUCAAGCACACCUUGCCUCAUCAAAGUCACCUAGAAAGAGGAUUGUGAAUUUGGAUCCUCCUUUAGGGUGUGGAAACAAGAAAGAGGAUUGUGAAUUUCAUGUUGAAUCAGGGGGCCUCACUGAGGAGACAUGUGUUGUUAAUAAUGUAGAUGCCGGCUUGGAAGACGGUGGCUUAAUCAGCUUAAAGGAUCCAAGUCCGGAACCAGUCCACCUGGAUGGUGUCCCUAAUGAGUAUAGGAAUCGUUCUAAGUUAGUUUGCAGAGAUGAUGACGAAAACUAUUGUAAAUGCUAUAAAUGUAAAGACAAAUGUAAUAAGUCGUAUAGGCCUCCUUUGACAUGGGCUGGGCAUAGAAGAGCAGUCCACAGGUCCCAGUGUUUUGAAGGCACCAAAACAGAUGGUUGUUUGUACCGCAAGAGAAAACUAGGUAAUGGUUACAACCCACGGAAGCAUGAGACUGUUCAUAAGAAGAGAAGAUUGUCUGACAAAGGGUUGGUUGUAAAUUCUGAUGGAGGAGGACUCACUAGUGAAAGUGUUACUAAUUCAACUGAAAAGAGAGAAUCAGAAAAUGGUGUUCUCUCUGACGCAAUAGGUCUUCCUUCAGAGGACUCACGUGUGAAGUUCAGCAUCAAGUCCCUUAGGAUUCCGGAGCUUUUUAUAGAAGUUCCAGAAACAGCAACAGUAGGCUCACUCAAGAUGACGGUGAUGGAGGCUGUCAGUGCUUUACUCGAUGAUGGAAUAAGUAUAGGGGUGUUAGUCCAAGGGAAGAAGGUUAGAGAUGACAACAACACUCUGUCACAGACUGGUCUUUCGUGUAGAGAGAAUCUAGGCAACCUUGGCUUCACCUUGGAGCCUGGUCCGGAGAAACUGCGUGUACCUCUUUCCUCUGAAAAUCCUGUCAUGUCUAAGCCAACUGAUUCCACAAAAUUGUCCGAAAGGUCAGCAGCAAAUUGUGUGGAGAAUAAUAACCAGGAGUUAGUUCCAUAUCAAAUGGACAUAUCAGCAGAUGAGAAACAACCUUCAUCAGAUUCAAGAGCGCUGGUUCCAGUUUCAGCCUUGGAACCUGAAGCUCUUGCUAUUGUCCCAUUUAAGGAGAAACCAAAGCGUACGACGGAGCUUUCACAGCGCAGAACCAGGAGACCAUUCUCUGUUACAGAGGUAGAAGCUCUAGUACAUGCAGUUGAGGAACUUGGGACUGGAAGAUGGCGUGAUGUGAAGCUGCGUUCUUUUGAUGACGCAAGUCAUCGAACCUACGUGGACUUGAAGGACAAAUGGAAAACCUUGGUUCACACGGCAAGUAUAUCACCGCAGCAACGAAGAGGAGAGCCAGUGCCUCAAGAGCUGCUAGACAGAGUCUUGGCAGCGCAUAGGUAUUGGACACAGCACCCAUUGAAACAGAACGGGAAACAUCAAGCGGCUGCAACGAUGGUGACUGAGUCAGCUCCUUCCAUGUAAAGAAGGAGAAGGGUAAUUACAAUGACUUUCACUUGAAGACAAAGGAAGGAACAUGGGCAACUGUACAAAGAGCAUAACAGCAGAUGCAUAGCUUUUUAUUUUCAUUUUUUUUCCAACUUGAGACUUUUAAUCAUACCUGGCAGAAACAAGACAUCUGUUCUUUUCAGUUUCUAAUUGAUUUGACUCUGUAAUAUAAUAUGGUAUUGGUGGUAGGUCCUUGAAGAUAUUCUUUUAUUUUUUUGGAUUUUUUUAAUUAUUUUUUGGAUAUAUUGAUAUGUAGUUUUAGACAAAUUCUUUUGUUGUUUGUUCAUCGUUCAAUCUAUGGCACAGUAUUUUUUUUCUUCCUUA
Molecule: messenger RNA, 3095 nt
Organism: Brassica napus (rape)
Lineage: Eukaryota; Viridiplantae; Streptophyta; Magnoliopsida; Brassicales; Brassicaceae
Product: telomere repeat-binding protein 4
Exons: 10
Coding region: 1035-2747 (570 amino acids)
Source: RefSeq, a predicted model, not a curated record